AUGUCUUUUUUCUUGACACAAGUGUUUAAUACUCAAACAAUAGUAUUCGUGACUUUUGCUGUUAUUUACACGUUUCUGUGGUUUCGAUAUAAGUUUACGUACUGGUCCAAAAGGGGUGUUGUGGGACCUCAGCCAGAAUUUAUUUUUGGUAAUAUUAAAAAAGUGAUCAAAAGGAAAGAGCAGUUUUUCCAGCCUUAUUAUGACAAUUACUUCAAGUAUAAACAUUUACCAUACAUUGGUAUGUAUUCUUUUCAUCAACCGGUGCUGUCUAUACAUGACCCAGAUAUCGCAAAGCUUAUGUUGAUCAAAGACUUUGACAGCUUCCAAUCGCGAGGGACUUAUGACGGUGGUGUUGGAGACCCGCUAGCGGCUAAUCUGUUCAACAUCAGCGGGAAGCGAUGGAAAAGCUUGCGAUUAAAGAUGACUCCGACCUUCACUCCUGGAAAACUAAAGACCAUGUACCCGAUUGUAGAGGAUAUAGCGAACCAAGCUUUGAGUUACGUCGAUGUUUUACAGUCGAAUAAGGAGACAGUCAACUUCUCGGAUUUUUAUUCGAAAUAUGCGAUGGAGAUAAUCGGAAAUGUCGGUUUUGGGGUUGAAUGUAAUGGUUUCGUAAACCCUAAAUCGGAGUUUUAUGUGAGAGGACAUGAAUACUUCGAUCAUCAAUCACAUUAUUGGAGACUCAUCAGAGCAUUUGCGUUUUUCGCACCAGACACUUUUGAUAGCUUAAAGAUAAGACGAAUAAGUUCCAAAAUAGAGAACUUUUUCUGUGGCAUUGUUAAGAGGACUGUCGAAUAUCGUCAGAAGCAUCGUGUCACGCGAAACGACUUUCUGCAGACGCUUAUCGAACUAAAGAACGGACAUGUGGUCGAUGAACAAGGUAAAGUGAAAUAUACAAUAGCAGACUUCCCAUUCUCAAUGACUGAUGUAGCAGCAAACACAAUGCUAUACAUGAUCGCUGGUUACGAGACAUCGGCUACUACCGGCCAGUUCGCUGCUUACCAAUUGGCUUUGAACCCUCACAUCCAGGCCAGAGCGAGGCGAGAGGUGCUCACCGUACUCGAGAAGUAUGGCGGCGAGUGCACCUACGAAGCUCAGAACGAGAUGGUCUAUUUAAAUAUGGUGUUGGAUGAAACCAUGCGGAUGCAUCCAUCAAUGCGCGCAUUGUUCAGAAGAUGCAACAAGGAUUACAAACUGCCCAACAGUGACUUGGUCAUAGAAAAAGGCACAAUGGUGUUUAUACCCAUUCACGCCAUACAGAUGGACCCUGAUAUAUUUCCCGAACCAGAUAAAUUCGAUCCUGAACGAUUUUCGCCGGAGAAUAAGGCAAAGUUACACCCGUGUCACUGGAUGCCGUUUGGGGAAGGACCAAAGAAAUGCUUAGGUGUAAGACAAGGUUAUAUUCAAUCGAAGAUGGCGUUGAUAAAGGUGUUGCACAAGUACGAGCUAAUAUUGGAUGAUAGAACCGAGGUACCGAUGAAGAUUAAGAACUCUUCGCUCGUGUAUGCAGCACACGGCGGAGUGUGGCUCAAGCUGAGACGAUUGGACACGUAGAACACGUAUAUUUGAAUAGACGCAACCCGGACGUCGAUGGAAAAAGAUCGUAAAGAAGAGGAAACCAGUGGUCAAAAUAGGUUUUUUACUUCGCAGUGUUCAGUGUAACUUUAUGCGAAUGGACUAUUUAUGUAUUAAAGGCACACCCAGCAGGUUUAAAGUUUUACGAGUGGCCCUGUAGCCUUAAGUGGUUAUUUACUUUGUGCACCAACUAGGUCGUCGAAGUGUUUACAUAGACUUUAUUCACAGAAUUUGAAUAGAUGAGGCAACCUAGGAAGCACGUGUUGUUAAUACGAUGGAUUAAUAAUGUCAUGUUAAAAUACAAAUAACUAUAAUGUUUGUAUCUGACCGUCAAGGAGGUUUAUGUUUUAACAAUAAGUACAAUAACUGAUUACUUAUAGAGAAAUGGCGCUAUGGCGUUACUUUUGUAAGAUGUUUCUAUUAAAUGACUUUAAUUUUU
Messenger RNA from Helicoverpa zea (corn earworm), 2014 nucleotides. Its product is annotated as probable cytochrome P450 6a14. Lineage: Eukaryota; Metazoa; Arthropoda; Insecta; Lepidoptera; Noctuidae. The transcript is spliced from 6 exons. Gene Ontology annotation, molecular function: iron ion binding; heme binding; oxidoreductase activity, acting on paired donors, with incorporation or reduction of molecular oxygen. The coding region runs from base 1 to 1554 and encodes 517 amino acids. The record is from RefSeq and is a predicted model, not a curated record.